This is a messenger RNA of Xenopus laevis (African clawed frog), 1457 nucleotides long. It is a transcript of the gene tnfsf15.L, whose product is annotated as TNF superfamily member 15 L homeolog. The record is from RefSeq and is a predicted model, not a curated record. Gene Ontology annotation, biological process: immune response. Gene Ontology annotation, molecular function: cytokine activity; tumor necrosis factor receptor binding. NCBI's taxonomy places the organism in Eukaryota, Metazoa, Chordata, Amphibia, Anura, Pipidae. Gene Ontology annotation, cellular component: extracellular region; membrane. Bases 376 to 1089 code for a protein of 237 amino acids. The transcript is spliced from 4 exons.
UGAGUAAUAUUUAUUUUUGUUAUUUCCCUUUCUAACUUUUUUUCUGGACACAAUUCUAGCUCAGCUCUGCUGCUACAGUAUGCCCAGCCUGCAGAAACUGAUCCUAAUUAUCCUAGAGCCACCUACAGGGACUUUCCUGUAAAGUUGCAGCCCAAUAGCAGGCAGAGCAUGAAACAUACGCUUUGAUCAAAAGUUCUGGUAUCGGCUGUAGGCGGAACACUCCCUUGUGAGGGUGGGAGCAAUGGACAUUGGAAGAGGGAGGGUACUAUGAGAGAAAAGUUAUUUAUUUAUGGAACAGCGUGGAGGAAACAUGUUAGGGGAAGCCAAUGUUUUCCCUGGACUGGAGCAGGCAGCCACUGAUAUUGUACAAGGGAUAUGGAACAAGUGAGAAUGGACAUGCUACAGGAAGAGAAUCAUGUUACAGAGACUUGUGCAACACAAGGCAAAAGCCUAAGGCGGCUGAAAUCGCUUGUUACCUGCUGCAUCUUGGGACUCUGCAUCCUGGCAGUCUUUAUAGUUUAUCUGAUGGUCCAAGGGUUCAUGCUGUACCAAGAACUGAAGGGGAUCUAUCAGGUUUCAGAUAAAGCUGCAGUUCAUCCCCUCUCAUUCAAAGAAAUGGAGUCUGAUAAUUAUAUGGCGAAACCCCGUGCUCAUCUAACAGGUAAAAAGCAACUGAACUACGUUUCAAAAGUCCAAACUCUACAGUGGGAAAAUCGCCAUGGUCUGGCCUUCACUGAACACGGAAUGCAUUACACAAAUCAAAGUCUUGAGAUCCCUAAAACAGGGUAUUACUUUGUCUAUUCUCAAGUGACUUUCCGUUUGACUGCAAAUACCGCAGAAAAAAAGGGUAAAAUCGAACACGUGUCACUGACUAUCAAAAAGAUAACAUCCAAGUAUCCUGAACCUGAGGAACUUAUUAGUGGAGCCAAGAAUGUCAAUGAAUAUGAAAGUGAAGGGUACCGACCUAUUUAUUUGGGAGCAUUGCUAUUUCUGGAAGAAAAAGACCAACUAAUUGUGGAGGUCAGUGAUAUACAAAUGGUUGACGUCACCGUGGAACACAAAACUUUCUUUGGUGCUUUUAUGUUAUGAGUGAGGACAGCACUGGUUUACUCUGAUAAAUGAAUGUCGUAGUCCUUUUAUUUACCGAAUUAAAUAAAUAGAUAAAUAAGAGGAUACUCUCCAUUUUGGGGAACUGAAGCCUCUUCUUACUACUGCCAGUCUUAUGCAAUAAGAUAUUUCACCUGCUGAAUUGCUUACCUGCUGCUUACCUGAAUUUCCCCACCAUCCCCUGCCGUCCCAUAGUAAAACACAAAUGCUGUGCAGAGUGCAAAGUACAAGUGCACCUGCACCGCAACUGAUGUGGCUAUGAGUAGCACAGCAGCCUUAUUCUAUAAUUAUGAUAUAUAUUAUAUAUAUUAUAUAUACUGUAUAUAUAUAUAUAGUGGUGUGAAAAACGA